CUCCCCCUGACCCGCCCCCUCCCGCCCUCCUCUCCCCCUCCGUAGCACCAUGGCCCACUUCCGCCCCGGGCGCCUGAACGCCAAAUCCACCCUGCUGAUGCUGUGCGAUGUGCAGACGCGCUUCUCCGAGGUGGUGUCCUUCUUCCCGUCGGUCUCCUUCGUGGCCAACCGCAUGGUCCGCGCCUCGACCAUCCUCGACCUGCCGGUCAUUGCCACCGAGCAGAACCCCCUGCGCCUGGGGGCCACCGUGCCCGAGGUGGGCCUCGACGAGCUGGUCACCUCCGGCCGGGCCUCCGUCUACCCGAAGACCAAGUUCUCCAUGAUGAUCCCGGAGGUGGUGCGCGACCUGGAGCGCAUGAAGCCCAAGUCGGUGGUGGUCUUCGGCCUGGAGGCGCAUGUCUGCGUCCAGCAGACGGUCCUGGAUCUGCUGGCCCGCGGCGACGUGGAAGUGCACGUUCUCACCGACGGGACCUCCUCGCAGCGGACCUUCGACCGCCAGACUGCCUUCGAGCGCAUGAAGCAGGCCGGCGCCUUCCUGACCACCAGCGAGUCGGCCCUGUUCGACAUGCUGGAGAACUCCGCCGACAACCCCCACUUCAAGCCCAUCUCCAACCUGUGCAAGCAGCUCCCCCCAGACACGGGCAUCCCCUUCCAGAAGUGAGCGGCGCCAACCUGGUCGGGUGACGGCGGGCCGCCUGAUGCUCCACCCACCUGCCAUACCUCCCCUGAGGUCCGGCCCUGUGCGCACGCUGCUGCCCCGUCCCGCGGCGGCAAAGCGCGCGCGCGCGCGCGCGCAUGGGCAACCACGCCCAAAGCAAUAACACUCGCCCUCCCCCGCA
Molecule: messenger RNA, 839 nt
Organism: Fonticula alba
Lineage: Eukaryota; Rotosphaerida; Fonticulaceae
Exons: 3
Coding region: 50-661 (203 amino acids)
Source: RefSeq, a predicted model, not a curated record